AUGCCCGGGGCUGCCUGCGGGCAGGGAGGCUGGAUGCUGGGGCUUGGUGUGGCAGGGGAGGGCAGGGAAGGGGCAGCGGGGAAGCCAGAGUGCCGUGGGGACACCACACUGGCCCACGGGCCCACGCCUCAGCCCUGCGCUGGGGCAGGCAGGCGGGUCCCAGCCUGCAGGCAGCCAGGGAGGAAGAGGAGGAGGAGUUAGUGCUCGUUGCGGGCAGCCUUCCCGGGCAGCUUUCCCAGCUCUGGGCAGAGCAGAAAGAAAAAGGGGAAAGACACCCGAAAGACCAAGAGAGUGGUGACUCUGGUGGUGAUUCUGUCUUUGCUGAUGUACCCGGUGCUGAGGAGCGUCGCUCUUCAGCUGCACUCUGCCAUCACCGGCAGCUACAUCUCCGGGACCCACUCCAUCGCCUUCAUCAACUGUCUCAACGAGCAGAUUGCCAAGGAUAUCGCAAGGGCCAUCAUGGACAAGAAGCUGGCUGCCUACGUGAACAUCCUGCCCAAGAGCUUGGCCUUGUAUUUCUGGAAAGGGGAACUGGAAGAAUCCACUGAAAUACUGCUGUUAGUGAAAACAAGGACAUCCAAAAUAGACGAAUUGUCCAACUACGUCAGAUCCAUCCAUCCCUUUGAAAUUCCUGAAAUCAUCAGCCUGCCUAUUGACCAAGGAAACCCUCUCUACCUCAAAUGGAUAGAGGAAAGCAUCCCACGGGAGUGA
This is a messenger RNA of Egretta garzetta (little egret), 711 nucleotides long. RefSeq names its product cutA divalent cation tolerance homolog (gene CUTA). The record is from RefSeq and is a predicted model, not a curated record. Gene Ontology annotation, biological process: response to metal ion. The transcript has 7 exons. NCBI's taxonomy places the organism in Eukaryota, Metazoa, Chordata, Aves, Pelecaniformes, Ardeidae. Gene Ontology annotation, molecular function: copper ion binding.